AUGUUUUACAAAUUAUUCAAGUGUAACUAUCUAAUGAAUUUUAUUAUUCACAAUAACACUAUUUUACAUUUAUUAAUGAAUAGAAUAAGAAUUUAUUCAUAGCGUAAUCGUUACAAUAGUAUUGAUGAAAGUAAAUUCAAAUCCACAACAUAUCGACCAAUUUAAGAAAAAAAUCUGUAAUUGAUAAAUAAGAAUACUCUCAUACUUUAUAUUAACAGAAUUUGUAAAUAUAUUCAAGAAUUACAAUAAUAUAAGAAUGAAGGAUAUAUUAGGAAUAUUCUUAACAAAAUAUUUACAUCAACAUCAAAUUUUAAAGAUAUCUAAGAAAUAUUUAACAUUCCUGUUGUUCAUUUAAAUCGUGAUAUUUUACUGAAUAGAACCAUUCACUUCAUAAACACACUAUAAAUCAAACCUUCUUAGUAAACUCUUUAUUUAUAAAAUUUUAUGAAAUGGUUCGCAUAUUUGGAUGAAUUACUCUAUAGUGAAAUGGAAAAAAUACAUGAACAUUAUCUUUGUGGUAUAUAGAGUAAGAUAGUUGAUUAAAUAAAACUUAAUAAACUUAAAUAAGUUGAAUUAAAACGAACUUUAAAUCCAAAGAAGAAAGAAAUCAUUUAAUAUAUAAACUAAUUUUCUAUAAAACCAAUUCAUAAAUAAUUUAGUUCUGUCUAAUCCAUAGAAUAAUACGAGAAUAAAUUUGGAGAAUUUGACCUUAUAUCAUCAUACUCUAGAAAUUAUGCUAAAUAACUUGACAAAAUUAAUCUAGAUCUUAAUUAAUAUUAUUAAUGA
Messenger RNA from Paramecium pentaurelia, 786 nucleotides. The record is from the annotation of a GenBank genome assembly. Lineage: Eukaryota; Ciliophora; Oligohymenophorea; Peniculida; Parameciidae.